Wallemia ichthyophaga EXF-994 is the source of this 1026-nucleotide messenger RNA. Its product is annotated as Peroxisomal adenine nucleotide transporter 1. NCBI's taxonomy places the organism in Eukaryota, Fungi, Basidiomycota, Wallemiomycetes, Wallemiales, Wallemiaceae. The record is from RefSeq and is a predicted model, not a curated record. The transcript is spliced from 9 exons. The coding region runs from base 1 to 1026 and encodes 341 amino acids.
AUGUCUGAUCAACUUACACCGCUAGCUAUAGCAUUCUCUGGUGCAUUAGGCGCUGUUGUUAGCAACGGCAUUGUUUACCCACUUGACACACUCAAAACACGCAUACAAGCUAAAGACGCUAGCGACGAAACUGAAGACAGCGAAAGCAGCGAUAACACCAAAUAUCAAGUCACAGACAUUUCAAAUGAUCUAGCACACAUCCCUAAGAAUACUCUUAUCAACGGUAUCAUAAAGCUGUUCAAACAAGAAGGCAUAGCAGCUGCGUAUGGUGGUUUUGGUGCAAGUAUGCUCAACACAUUCUCACAGCAAUUCGCAUACUUUUAUUGGUAUGGCGCAGUGAGAACGGCGUGGAUCAAGUCAUCCAAAAACAACGGCAAUCUAUCCACAGUUGUUGAGUUACUCAUCGGUGCAAUAGCCGGCGAUCUCGCACAGGUAUUCACUAUACCUGUCAAUGUCAUAGCCACAAGACAGCAGAUCGGCGUGCAAGACGGCAACACCAACGCUACCUUCUUCUCCGUAGCUAAGCAGAUAAUCACAGACGACGGUCUUACUGGGCUGUGGAGGGGCUUACAGCCAUCGCUGGUUCUUUCAGUCAAUCCCGCUAUCACUUACGGCGCUUACGAGAAACUUAAAACUGCCGCUCUGUCGAGACAUCUCAGCCGCAGCGACGGGAGGAUGAGUCCAUGGGCCAAUUUUUUCCUCGGGGCUAUGUCCAAGACAGCAGCGACUAUCGUCACAUACCCUUAUAUCAUGGCGAAAGUUAGAGUCAUGGCUGGUACCCCGGUUACUUGGCGUAGCUCAAGAACCAUUGAGCAGGACAAGAAGGAGUUGAAGAAGAAUACAGGCGCACUUAAGCUCCUCAUGCACAUUUACAAGAAGAGGGGUAUUGCUGGGUGGUACCAGGGCAUGCACGCUCAAAUUGUCAAGGCCGUUCUCCAACAAGCUCUCUUGUUCGUCUUGAGAGACAUAUUUGAAAAGUACACCCUUUUCGGCGUGCUUAUCUUGCGCUCUCUCCGUUCAGCUUGA